CCUAACUUAAUUUUCUUUUAUUUUCAGAAAACUCACUUUUAAGUCCCUGUGAAUUAUUGUUCUAUUUUUCUGGAUGGUUAUAAUAUAGUACUCCGCAUUCUUUCUUUUAAUUUGAUUACUGGUGUAGAUAUUAAAAAAAAUAAGGAACCGUUGAACCACUUAACAUUUCAUCUCAAAUUUGUGUACUGAAAUCAUUUUCAACCAGCCUCAAAUUUAAUCUAAAUGUUUACCUAAUUAUUAGGUACACAAGUGAUGUGCGAACUUGCUUACGCCACUUUAUUUUUCAAACUGUCCAUACAAUCGUAACUCAGGUAGUAUUAACAAAGUAUUAGAGAAUUUUUCGUGUGUAAUAUAGUUUGUGAAUAUGAACUUCGAAUAGAACAAUAAAAAAUGUGAAAUGUUAAUGACAAAAAAAAUUAUUUCAAAAUGGACACAAAGCAUUGGAAAAUCUCUUGGUGCAAAACAGAAACCUGUAACUUUUCUCUUAUCAGAGCCCCAAACGAUCCGAAAGAGUUUUCCGGCUAGGGCGCAAGCUCAGUUUCGCCGAUAUGGAUUUUCCGGGAACCGAUUUUAAGAUGUUGCCCUUCUGUGCCUAUAUGGCCGUCAGUAGUGAUCAUGCCUUCACUAUUCACCCCUUUUUAUCGGUAAUGAAGCAUCCCUAAAAUGCCUCCACGGUUAACGCCGCGUAAAUUUUUCCUCACAUUCCUGGUGGUCAUCGGCGUAACCCUAUUGGUGGGAAGCAAAUUUAAUUUUUCCUAUUUUUCGAAUGGCACCAAAUCGCACCAUUUAGAUAGCAAAAAUAAUAAUGGAGUGGAGGAUCUUACGCAGCAAGGACUGGAGGAGGAAAAAGAGGAGAUUAAAAACGAAGAGUUAUUAGAAGACGAAAAAGAGCCAUCCAACCCGCCGGAAAAGGCGUACUUUUUCACAGGCGGUACGCUUUAUCCCACAAAAACUAAAGGACCGGCAAGACUGUUUCCAGAACAGGCGGACGGAGAUCGGAUCGUGGAUCAGCUUAUGUAUGUGCCAGAAGAUUAUCAAGGAUACGACACCCCCGAGAAAACGAUAUUGCUUUAUAGCGGAUUGGGUUCUUGGGGACAAAAAGGAGGUUCCGGAACGUUUCACCAGUGUCCAGUUAGUAGAUGUUCAUUGACCGCAGAUCGAAGUAGAGCGGCCGACGCCGAUGCUAUUUUGUUCAAAGAUCACGUUGCGCUUCCUGGGGUUGAUAGACCUAUGAAUCAGGCCUGGAUUUUGUACCACUUGGAAUGUCCAUAUCACACUCAAAGUGUAAAAAUUCCAGAUUCCAUUAACUGGACUGCCACUUAUCGUAGAGACAGUGACAUUGUUGCGCCUUACGAAAGAUGGACCUAUUUUGAUCCAGAGGUAAAACAACAAGUCCAAAACAAAGAUUAUUCGGUGAACAAAACGAAAAAAGUGGCUUGGUUCGUAUCGAACUGUGGAGCACGCAACAAUCGACUGCAAUACGCCAGAGAAUUGGGGAAAUACAUAGAAGUCGACAUAUACGGCGGAUGUGGCAGCUUCAAAUGUCCACGGUCUGACGACAAAAAGUGUUUCACCAUAUUGGAGAGCGAUUACAAGUUUUACUUGGCUUUCGAAAACUCAAAUUGUAGAGAUUACAUUACGGAGAAAAUGUUCGUUAAUGGAUUAGGUCACGAUAUACUGCCGAUUGUUAUGGGUGCCAGGCCGGAGGAUUAUCAGAAAAGUGCACCGGAAGGCUCCUAUAUUCACGUCGACGAGUUUUCCGGUCCAGAAGAACUGGCAGCCUACCUCCAUCGGCUAGACAACGACAACACCCUGUACAAUUCCUACUUCAAAUGGAAAGGCACCGGUGAAUUCAUCAACACUUACUUCUGGUGCCGACUGUGCGCCAUGCUGCACUCGCCUCAAGUUCCUAGACACUACGAGGACGUCAACGAUUGGUGGCGAGGGCCUGGAAUUUGUACGACCAAGUCGUGGAGAAAUGCUGAAUUUGUUUAGGUUGUGAAUGAAUGAUGAUGAUAUUUGUUUCAGCAAGGAAUCACAAAUCUUGGUAAUGUUGAUGAAAAGUUUAACAUAAUAGGGAUAUAUUUUGCAUACAGAUUUAUUUCCUAGGAAUACCUCUUUACGUACGUAUAACUACUAAAAAUUCACAAUAAUUUCUAUUUUAAAACGAAUUUGCUUUUGAUAAUUCCGGAGACGAGUUUACUCUGACCAAAUUUCUACUGGUAACUGAGCCCAAAGACGAGUUACCAGUAGCUUGAAACCUUUUUUUUCCUGAAACUUUUCCGAGGCUUUUCUGCGUAGAUUUCGACGAAUUAUAAUCACUAACAUCAGAAACUCCAGGAAGAUUAUGACAAUCGAAUAAUUUUAAAAUUUCCUCCUGAUUGGUUAAAGUAGAAGGGGCGGCGCUUCUCGAUGCCUCAUUGGUUCCUGUUUUCCUCACUCUCUUGGGAUUUUCAUGUUUAAUAUAAUUCGUCAAUCGGCUGUUGGUUUUUUCUAAAUUAAGUUUUUGACAUUUCGAGUUUAAAUUGUCCACUUGAAGCUGUAGAUUGAGAUUUUCAUGCACGAGGCAACUAUUUUGUUUCACCAACUAAAAAUAAAAAUCUAAUAAAUGAUAAUUAAUUUUUUCAUAUAAAUAUACAUUAUUACAUGUAAAUAUUUUUUAUUACUACUGCUACUUGGUGUAUUCAGGUGAUCUUGUACUAAUAAUUCAUUUAAUUUAUCUGUUAGUUGGUCUAUUUUGAUUUUGUAGUCGUUGGAACACUAAAAAGAAAAAAGAUACUUAUAAAAUGAUAUUAAGAGUUUUAUAACUGUUUACUUUUUUAUGAUCCAAUUUUAUACUUUUAAGCUCAUCUUUCAAAGAACUGUUAGUAUUUUUCAUUCUUAAAAAUUUGAUGCCUAUGUUAUAAUUUGCUUCCAAUACUUUAUUGAGGGUGCCUUUAAUCUUUUCUGUUUCCUUUUUGUAUGGUUCUACUGCCGCUUCGUUUACAAGGGGAUGGUUUUGUGUGGUAUCACUUAACGCUUGCUUUAAUUUUUUAAAUUGAUUAAUCUCUUGACAAUAUAUUUCUUUUUCUUUAAAGUAAAAUUUUCUUUCGUCUUCGAGUUGUUUGAGAAGAGUUUGAUUCGAUUUUCUUUGCUUUAGUAAUUCAAUCGUAACUUCUGCUUUUUCCCUUGCCAGGCUUGCUAUAGCUACCUAAAAAAGAUGCAUUUCAAGUUAAAAUUUUGUUUAGUAAAUUAGUCAAAUUACCUCUUUUUUGUCCCUGUCCUGGUUCAAUGUAUUUAUGGCAGCUUUUAACUGCUGAAUUUGACUCUCUAAAGCCAAAACCUUAUCUUUGAAUUGUUUAUCGCUAGACAUUAAACUACUCAUGAAAGGCAUUGAAUAUUCACGACAAAUGCAUUUUUCGAGUCAAAGAGGUGAAUCUGGGAGAAAAAAAUCAGUAUUAUGUAAAAAACCUACUAAUAAGUGUAUAAAUUCUUAUAAAACUCCCUUUUUAAUGUCAGACUAGAUUACUAGAUAUAACAUUGAGACAAACUUUAUCAACAUUACUUAUUUCCACUUUUUAUAAAAUAUUAUGUAAAGGCAGAGUCAAUACCAAUAAUUUUAUGUUCAAGCGCAGAUCAAUUCAGAACUGAUUCUGAACUAACUCCGAACAAACCUAUUCUAAACCUUUUUGGGAUUUUUUGACUAAUUUUGCUUAAUGGCAGCCCUACCCUAUACCUAAUUUCUACCUAUAAAUAAAUUCAAAAGAAGCAGACAGUUGUCUGCUUAAACUAGUUACCUAAUUGAUUUUCUAUUAGAAAAAUUUCAUUUAGAAAAAGCGAAACUACAAAAAAAGUAAUUAGGAAAAAACGAUUGGUAAAAAAGCAACCAUAAUUUGCCAAUAAGUUUUAUCUAAACUUCCGAAAUACUAAAUAAUCAAUAAACUCACGUAGGUAUAUAAUCAAAACGAUUUCCACCACCGACUUCCAUGCAAAAACAAACACUGAUGUUGAAAAUUUCCUAAAACUACAUUUUUGACGUUUUUUGACAUUCCUGUCUAAAAUUUUUAAAGUCGAGCUUCCUAAGGCAAUGCCUGCAAUGCCUUUUUUUUCUUUCUAUAGACUCAAAUUUCGAAGAAUAAAUUCAACACUAGCUGAUGAAAUUAUUUCCCGUAAAAAUUACUAGAUUAAGAUUUAAAAAAACGUUAUUCUUAUUGUCUCUGUCUUAUGACAAUCCAAAAAAUUUAAAAAGUGAGUCAGAAAAAAAUCGAUGUCCCUUUAUAGUUACGAAAUGGAAUUUUCAGGGUUGUGUAUAGAUUGUCCUCGGUAAUUCAAUUCCUACGUUUUAGGAUAAUAAUUAUAGAAGCUUUUUAUGAGAAAAAUUAAGUUUUAUCGAUACUUAGUUUAAUUUUUAUGCUUUAAAUAAAUUUUAAAUAAGAAAUUGGCUUAUACCUACUUAAUUUUAUAAGUAAUUAUAUCCAAUUUUAUUAUUUCUAUUAUGCCUAACCAUUUUUGGUUUUAUAGAGACCAUUUUACAUAGGCGGAUAUUUUGUUUUUGUAGCGUCCCUUUUAGAAAAAACAAAACACUAAAAAACCCAAAUUUGUUAUUUAGUCUUAAUUAUUGUGUAGCAACAUUUUGUUAAUAUAUGUAUGUAAUAUCAUAGACUUUGUAAAUAAUUAAGAACUACAUAUUUCUUUUUUAGGUAUAACUGGUACAAUUUUCUCUCUCUAUAAAUUCGCAAAAUUCACUUAUGGCAACAAUUUUAUUGUUAUCGACAUGUUGAAACUUUUCAUUUUGAUAAUGGCCUAAUUCCGUUUCUACUAAUAAGAUCCAAGAGACAUUCCUAUAACUUGUAUCUAUCGUUGUAAUUUUUUUUAAUGUAAAUAUCACAAGCCUUCUUGUAUAGUAAGAUGUAAUUUUAAGUAUUAAAUUUAUAUACCAAAAAGGGUGCACAACCAGUAUUUUUGCAGCUACUUUUAUUGUUCUAAGUUAAACUUUUUAUGUUUUUACUUUUUUGUUAAUUAUAUAUUAUUUUGGGCACAGCAUAAUUUUGUUCUAGAUAAGUGUUUGCAUUCUGUGAUAUUGUGUUUUAAUUACCUACAUAAUUAUUAUAAAAAUGUGUUAUGUAUUUUAUUGAGUUUAUAUUAAAUUUUAUUUCAGAAUUAUUAUUUUCAAUUUGCUACUUUAUAUUCUAAUAUUUAUUGUUAGAUUUCAUUUACGUUGCAAAAGGUUUUUUAGUUUACGCUCAAACUUCUCCAGUUUAAUAUCUAUGUUCUCAAUUUGACCAGCAAAAAUUUAUAAGUUUAUCGAUUUCUAAUAGACAAAUCAAAAUUGAAAUUCUAUUAUUUCUUGCAAUUGAAAGCGCACAAUAAUUAAUUAGUAGGUAGGUAUCUUUAAUUGAAUUAUACGUGGUCAAUUUCAAUUUCUUCAUCAAUAGUUAAAUUCUGUAGUGAUUGAAUAAUCAACUAAAGUUUGCGUCAAAUAGUUUGAAUUCAGGCACUUACUUAAUAACAAUUUUUUUUAUUAUUAGAAAAAUUCUAUUUAUUCUAAAAUUGUUCGCAUUAUAGGGUCUGGAAGAUAUCUAUUAAAUGUGAUUAAUCUAGAAAACUAAAAUAAUUUGUGUGCAAUGAAAAUGGAAUUAAAAAAUUAUAAUGGUCAUUAAGUGAAAAUGUUCGAUUGUUAAUUAAUUGUAAAAAAGUAUUGAUAAAAUUUAUUAAGUUUUUA
Ceutorhynchus assimilis (cabbage seed weevil) is the source of this 5701-nucleotide messenger RNA. Lineage: Eukaryota; Metazoa; Arthropoda; Insecta; Coleoptera; Curculionidae. The record is from the annotation of a GenBank genome assembly.